AUCAUUGAUAAACUUAUAUAAUUUAAUGAAAUAAAUAAUUUUAUGCCACUGCGUUAGGAUUCUUGACCCUAAACAGACGGUCAUAAUGUUGAAAAAAGUACUAUUUGUGUGUUUGUCUGUUUACGCAGUGUACGGAAAACAUGAAGAGUACGAUGGCUCAGCCCUCUACGAGGUAUCGGUACAGAACAUGCAGCAGGCGAAGAUCCUAAGCGAAAUGGAGUCACACUUCGUAGACGUGUGGUCCCGGGCCUUCCCCAACAGACCUGGACAGGUGCUGGUGAACAAAGAGAUGAAGGAACUGUUCCAGGAAGCCCUCACUUCCGCAGGCAUUGAGUUCAAAAUCCUGUCUGACAAUAUCAGGGAAGAUAUUCUGCGCGAAGAAGAAAUAUUGUCCGCGGCGAGAGGACGCAGCACGAAAUCUGAUGGCGGUCUUUCCUUUGACACCAUCCACGAGUAUGAUGUUGUAGAUCAAUAUUUGACGGACUUGAGUGAACGUUACCCCGACAUCGUGACUGUGGUGAAUGCGGGCAAAAGUUUCGAAGGCAGAGACAUCAGGUACCUGAAGAUUUCCUCCACAAACUUCCAGACUUCUUCAAAACCCAUCGUAUACAUGCAAUCUCUGCUGCAUGCUCGCGAAUGGGUCACCUUACCAGCUACCCUCUACGCCAUUGAGAAGUUGGUGAUUGAUGUACAGGAGCAGGACUUGCUUCAAGAUAUCGACUGGAUCAUCCUGCCCAUUGCCAAUCCUGAUGGAUAUGUUUGGACUCAUCGUAGUGCUCGUUUCUGGAGAAAGAACCGCGCCACUGGCUACAUGACAGGAGACCUCUGCAUGGGCGUUGACCUCAACCGUAACUUCGACAUCUUCUGGUCCACUGCAUCCAGCAACAACGCUUGCACUGAAACCUUCCACGGCCGAGCGCCCUUCUCCGAACCCGAAACUGCUGCCAUCAGAGAUAUCAUCAACGAAUAUGGCAAUCGUAUCGAACUCUUCCUUGACAUCCACAGCUUUGGAAGCAUGGUCUUGUACGGUUAUGGAAACGGCCAAUUCCCCGCCAAUUCCCUCAGCAUUCAUGUAGCUGGAGUCAACAUUGCUCAAGCCAUCGAUGCUGUUAAAGUACCCGCUAAUCCUAACUACAUUGUGGGUAAUACCUUCAUGGUUUUGUACGCUGCGUCUGGCAGUGCGGGUGACUAUGCUUUGGGAAUGGGAAUCCCUUAUUCGUACACUUUUGAACUGCCUGGUAGAACUGGUAGUGGACAAACUUUGAAUGGUUUCUUGGUGAACGAUGAUUUCAUUGAACAAGCCGGAAUGGAGACCUGGGAAGGUAUCAAAGUUGGAGCUAGAUACGCCAGGGAUAACUGGAGGAGACGUAACCUGUAAUUUCCAUGACAAAUACAACAUUGUUUAGUGAAAAUAUAAUGAUUUUCUUUAAA
Molecule: messenger RNA, 1431 nt
Organism: Amyelois transitella
Lineage: Eukaryota; Metazoa; Arthropoda; Insecta; Lepidoptera; Pyralidae
Product: carboxypeptidase B
Exons: 6
Coding region: 86-1378 (430 amino acids)
Biological process (GO): proteolysis
Molecular function (GO): zinc ion binding; metallocarboxypeptidase activity
Source: RefSeq, a predicted model, not a curated record